Molecule: messenger RNA, 378 nt
Organism: Arachis stenosperma
Lineage: Eukaryota; Viridiplantae; Streptophyta; Magnoliopsida; Fabales; Fabaceae
Exons: 1
Coding region: 1-378 (125 amino acids)
Source: RefSeq, a predicted model, not a curated record
AUGUUAUAUAGCAAGGAUUUGUAUGAUUCUGUGGAGAGGAAUAAAUCCAAAGGUACCAAAUCCGAUACUAAAUGGAAGAAGCUGAAUCGGAAGGCAGUUGCUUUGAUAAGGCAAUGGCUUGAUCUUAGCGUGUAUCCACAUGUUGACACCGAAACGAACGCCGAGAAGAUGUGGAACAAAUUAAAAGAGUUAUAUGAGAAGAAGAAUGUGCAAAACAAAGCAUUCUUGAUUAGGAAGCUUGUCAAUAUGAAGUAUACUGAAGGUAAAUCAAUGCCGGAGUACUUGAGCAUUUUUCAGGAGACAGUGAACCAACUGACAAAUAAUGAGAUCACUUUGAAUGAUGAGUUGCAAGUUUUGUUGAUUGUUGAGAUGCCCUAG